Molecule: messenger RNA, 792 nt
Organism: Melanotaenia boesemani (Boeseman's rainbowfish)
Lineage: Eukaryota; Metazoa; Chordata; Actinopteri; Atheriniformes; Melanotaeniidae
Gene: psmb6
Product: proteasome 20S subunit beta 6
Exons: 7
Coding region: 8-736 (242 amino acids)
Cellular component (GO): proteasome core complex
Molecular function (GO): threonine-type endopeptidase activity
Source: RefSeq, a predicted model, not a curated record
GCUCCUCAUGGUCAGUUUAUCAAAGAGAGAAAAGAUGGCGGUAGCAGCACCUAUGAUGCCGAUCUAUGGACGGCAAAUAUCUUCCAAAAACGAGCUGGUUCCAGACUGGACCAGUCAAGAAGUCAGCACCGGGACCACCAUCAUGGCGGUGGAGUAUGAUGGAGGAGUGGUGAUCGGAGCUGAUUCUCGCACCACUACAGGAGCCUACAUCGCCAACAGAGUGACGGACAAACUGACUCCGAUCCACGACCGGAUCUUCUGCUGCAGGUCGGGUUCUGCUGCAGACACUCAGGCCAUCGCUGACGUUGUAACCUACCAGCUGGGCUUCCACAGCAUCGAGCUGGACGAGCCCCCCCUGGUAGAAACGGCAGCCAACCUGUUCAGAGCGAGCUGCUACCGUUACAGAGAGGAACUGAUGGCCGGGAUUCUGGUGGCCGGUUGGGACAAAAGGAAGGGGGGACAGGUGUACUCAGUUCCCAUUGGCGGGAUGCUGGUGAGACAGCCGGUGUCUGUGGGCGGCAGUGGAAGCACCUACAUCUACGGCUUCAUGGACUCCAACUACAAACCAGGACUCAGCAAAGACCAGUGUCUGGAACUGGCUGCUACAGCUCUGACCCUGGCCAUGGAGAGGGACGGCUCCAGCGGGGGCGUGGUCAGAUUGGCCACCAUCUCGGAGGAGGGGGUGGAGCGGCGCGUCAUCCUGGGAAAUCAGUUGCCCAAGUUCUCUACCCACUGAGCAUGCUCAGUAGCUCUAUACGCAUCAUUUCUGUUAAUAAAGUUUUCAUUCAAUCA